AAAUUAAAUUAAAUGUGCAAAAGUGCUAUGAAAAGAUUUUUCAUGAAGAUUAAUUGUGACGGAAUACAUAAAAAUCAAUUGAAAAUAUAAAUGCGUGCGUGAAGACGAGGCAGUUGAAGUUUUUCAGUGGAUAAAUGUAUCUGUAUUUGCGGGGAAAGAAAACAAGGAGGCAUUUUGAGUUAGUGAAGUAGUCGGUCGGUCGGUUGAUUAAUUGGCUUUCAGCGUGUACCGUACCUUCUCAUAUUGUCCGCUAUAUCGCUAUAUUAAUAAUCGGUUUUCUUUUCCACCGUGUGUGAGCAGGAUAGAAGAUUGGUGUAUGCAAUAGUGUUGCCGCUGUCGCAAAAGAAUUAAUAUGGAGGAUAGAAAAAUGAGCAGUUCCGAAGAGGUCUCCUGGGUAACAUGGUUUUGUGGGCUGCGCGGCAAUGAAUUCUUCUGUGAGGUGGAUGAGGAUUAUAUACAGGACAAAUUCAAUUUAACCGGUUUAAAUGAACAAGUUCCCAACUAUAGAAAUGCUCUUGAUAUGAUCCUUGAUCUCGAACCAGAAGAUGAUCUGGAAGAGAAUCAACUACAAUCAGAUAUGACGGAGCAGGCAGCAGAAAUGCUGUACGGCUUGAUACAUGCUCGAUACAUUUUGACAAAUCGCGGAAUUGCGCAAAUGAUCGAAAAAUACCAAACUGGUGAUUUUGGACAUUGCCCACGUGUAUAUUGUGAAAGCCAGCCCAUGUUACCUUUAGGUCUAUCAGAUAUACCUGGUGAGGCUAUGGUAAAAACCUAUUGCCCCAAAUGUAUUGAUGUAUAUACGCCAAAAUCGUCGCGUCAUCAUCAUACGGAUGGUGCUUACUUUGGCACGGGAUUUCCACACAUGCUCUUCAUGGUACAUCCUGAAUAUCGUCCUAAACGGCCGACUAAUCAAUUUGUUCCAAGACUUUAUGGCUUCAAAAUUCAUAGCUUAGCUUAUCAAAUUCAACUGCAGGCAGCAGCCAACUUUAAAAUGCCACUUCGAGCGCGGACUCAACAGAAAGACGAGGAAGAGAGUAACACUAACAACAUGGGGGAACAGGCGUAUCUAAAUCUGAAACAGGAAUAAAUUUAUAAACGCAAAUAUUGAGAUUGGCCACAAUCGGGCAGACAUACAUACAUACAUAUGUAUGCAAAACAUGCAGGCAGGCAGGCAGGCGGUGGUGGGGUGAUGGAUAAUGAUGCGAGUCAAUAUCGUACCUUUUAUUCAUUUCACACAUUUCCAUUUUAAGUAUUUAAAAGUGAGUAAAAACAGUAACACAACAAAACAUAUUUGAAGUCAACGGAAGCGCUGCGUAGACGUGCAACAACGUUUCCGGUUCUCGCUUCAUACAACUUGAAUGUUUGUAAAUUAGUGCGUCGAUUUAAAUACAAUACUAUCAUUAUUUUUAGAAAAAAAUAUAUACACACACAUACAAGAAAACACUUAUAACUCAAUACAUAUACGUACAUACAGACAUUUGGAUCAAGCAAAUCUCAAAUGCGUUUGCCUGAUUAAAACUGAAACAUUUAUUUUUAGUAAAUUUUAAUAAAAUACUUAGCCUUUUUACUAUCCAUAAGCAACAAUUACAACAUAAUGUAAUUAAGUAUAAAGCAUAAAUUUGUAAAUGAAAUACUAGAGAAAUAAAAUGCGAUGUGCUACAAUACUUACACCGGUUUAUAAGUAUGUAUGUACAUAUGUAUGUGCCUACCAGCAACCCACGCAUAUUAAACGGCGGCUAUCUUACAUAUUGGCGGUGUAAUAAAUGUUGCUUAUAUAGUGAGCUAUUGUAUGCCUGCUUUCUCCAAAAUUUGGAGCUAUGCAUUUAGAUAACAGAUAACAGACCGAUACAUAACUAAAUUAUAGAUUGAUGGAAGGCCUAAAUAAAUGUACUUAAUGGUCGAUUGGGUUAUACACAUGCAGCUGUCAAUCAACUUUUGCUGGAUGUUAUGAAUAUUAGAUGAUUUUUCACUUCCUUCAUCACGUUCAAGUAGAUAAUUUGUCUUAUAGGGUAUAACUGUAAACUUGAAGUUCGGUUUCAAAGGUCGUAAAAUUAAUGAAAAAUUGUCUUACUUCAAACAAUCUUUAAAACUACCAGGAAAUGCUAAAUUUUUUAAUGUUUUUAAUUCAUUCCGAAACAAAAUUAAAUGAUCGCUUAAAAACGAUCGUUGAGAACGCUGUCACUAAAAAAUAAUUUAGGUUAGUUUAAGUGGCUGUCUGUCGACGCACCUUGGCCUUUAGAAGGCUCAUUGUGACAUCACCGGGUCUGGGAUCCACUCAUACUAUUAAAAAAUUACUAUAUACUUAGCUUUUAAACAAUUUAUCUUACCGUCGAAUAGAACGGAUCUGACCUUAUCCGCUCUUCCGCUACGAAAACAACAGCACAGCCGCCAGUUACCACUUUGGAUCGGUAAGUUAUAAAUCUAAUUCUGACGACAGGCGGUUCUGCUGUGCCGGAAUUGACCUGGAUUUUAUCCGGCCAACGGCUAUCCUUUCGGCGAUCUAACCUCGUCUGUUUCGAUAAGUUAUUACCACCCAUUGCAAACGAUGAAUUUGGAUUUUGAAGGAAUAAUCGUAAAUUGAAUCGGUGUAAAAGUAAAAUUAUCCAACUUGUAAGGGUUUAUCGAAUUAGGAAGAAUUUACAUUACAAUGGACACGGCAAAGCGUCCCCAGGUAAGCCUCUCGACCGAAGCAAAAACUUUAUUCUUGCAUAAGUGCCUAAAAGUAUGCAAUUAUUUUUUAUAACAAAAAAUUUAUUUCCGGAAAAAAGUAGGGAAGCCAUCUUUGGCAAUAAUGCCGCUAAAAUAUAUGUAUGUAUAACAGAUUCUGUGGGUUUUCUCAAUUUUAAUGUUUUUUUUUACUUUGAUUUGCAAAAAUCUAAUGGAAAAUAUUUAAUGGUCUCGGAAAUAGCAUACAUGUAUUCCCCACCAAAAGCAAACAAAUAUAAUUCAUUGCGAUUUGGGUACCCAGACAUGCGAAGGUAUAAAAUUGAGAGCAGGAAUUUAAUUAUUACUUUUGACUAUGUAAAUUUAUAUAGAAGUACACAUGUCAAAAUAACUGAACAGUGAGGUCAUUAACCUAUAAUCAAAUUGCACGAAAUGCACAUACUUCUGCCAGUUGCGAGUAUUAACUGCGAUAAACCAGUUAAUCUACUAAAGCGAAAUAUUGUAGCUGGAUUUAAUUUAAAUAAAACACUUAAUUAUUUUGUUUAUUUGUUUAUUUGUUUAAUUUAUUUUGUCGUGAAACUCUUCGUAAAAUCGAAGAGUUUCGUUCGCUCCUUUUCAAUUACAAUAUUUUGCCGUUUAGUAUAAAAUGAAAUCACUUAUUCCAUGCGUUACAAUUACAAUUCAUGAGUGUGAAUGAGAAAUGUACAAUUGCAAAACUUAGUUAACUGCUCUUCUAUACAUAUCGAGUUUUGGAUAGACUUGACAUGGAAUGUGCGACACAUCCGAAAUUUUUAAAUAAAGAAAAAAAUAAAUAAACUAAAGCUUUAAAUAGCUAAAUACGCUUCUCUCUACAAUCAAAAGUGAUGUGGCUUGGGUAAAUUUGGUUUGGUUCAACUAAAAAAAAAAACAGGCAUUGGUGUUGGAAAAUUAAAUAUUUCUGGACUGUAUAGGCUUCAUUCUGUCUUUCUUCGUAUUAGAUCUUCGAAAUUUAUUAAACUUAUUUUGUUUAAGAGUGUAUCAGUCUGAAAUUUUCUAUAUCAGUUUUAAUAACUAAAUGAAA
Molecule: messenger RNA, 3724 nt
Organism: Zeugodacus cucurbitae (melon fly)
Lineage: Eukaryota; Metazoa; Arthropoda; Insecta; Diptera; Tephritidae
Gene: CkIIbeta
Product: casein kinase II subunit beta
Exons: 7
Coding region: 353-1087 (244 amino acids)
Cellular component (GO): cytoplasm; protein kinase CK2 complex
Molecular function (GO): protein kinase regulator activity
Source: RefSeq, a predicted model, not a curated record